CACGAGGCGGGUGACUACGUUGUCCGCGACAGUGACCGGUAGCAUUUGAUGGCUCGCGCGACAAAUGACCUUGAUCCGCCAGAAAAGCGUUCUCCUGCACUGCAGCAAAACUCUCGACACUCGCUUUCCGCUUAACAAGUACCUCCUCUGGCGGUUUCGAUUCCGCAGUCCAUUAAGUCCAUCACAUCACGGGCUCUACACAAUCACCGCAGCGUGCCAUGGCGAGCCGUUGGACUCACGAACAGUUGUCCGAUGUUGAUGGUGGCCCUUUUGACGACAUACGAUUCGAUUUCGAGGCUGAAGAAUCCCUCCGUCGUGUUCUCUUCACCUCCUCCGUGUCUCAUGAGACUCAGGACUCCUUCUCGGCCCACUGCUCGAGCGAACAUCAAUUGGAUUUUGCCAACUUUGCCCGAUCUCAGAUCGCAUCCGAAUCCGAUGGCUUCGCAGGAUCCACGAUCGGGCGAAGGCAAGAUCUCGACCACCUGAUUCCAUCGAUCCUACCAGCUCCUGCAUUAGUACAGCACUCAUAUAGCGUGCCGGACGCUACGCUCGGCUUCAGCAUUGCUACCGACAUGCCAAGAGCGUCUAAUAUGGCUGAUCAGACGGGUACCGAAGCGGUGGCGCAGUCAAUGUCGUGGUCUUCACACCGAAUAUGCCCAUCAUCAGGAGCGCAGUCAACUCCAGUGGCCCAAGCAAUCUCUGUCUCUUCCAAGGAAGAGAACCCAAUCUGUCCAGAUUGCCGAAAUGGGAAGCGCUUCAAGCGGACCGAAUACAAUGAAGGGAAGAAGUGCAACAAGCAUACCAAGAAAGACCAGAAAGAACAAAAGGCUGCUCAGACUCCACACUAUGUCCUCCGGAGUGUCGAGCAUCCUUGGAUUACUUCGCAGCAGGCGCGCGACAUGGUGUACCCUAUCCUUCCUCCUCUUCUGCUAAAAGGGGACGACUACGUCCAAUUUUUGGAAACCGAGCCCGAGUGGGUCGGCAACUUCAUCAGAGCUGCAAACACGGUCUACGGAGAAGACAGCGAGCCAACCAACACCCACGUGGAUCCAGAAUCCGACCUCGCCGUAGAGACUGCCCGCAUGCAUGCCGACAGGCUCCGCCAGCAAACCAUCUACAAUCACAAGCCUCACGAGGAGUCAUCCAAAGCUUGGUAUACGAACGAUUGGGUUGUGACCCGUUUCCGCUUUCUCUUCCAAGCAGUGCGCAAUUACCAUGCUGGUGGCCCGCAUCUCUAUCCGGUUGGCGGCAGCAACAAUGGCUAUGGCAGGGAUACAACAACACGCAUGGGUGACCGCUUGAAGAAGAUUGCUGCAACGCUCGCGAUCAAUAAGCGGGUGGUGAUGGAUGUUAUCGAGGGUCGCGGUGUUUGCGCGUUGGCAGCAAAUCCGGACGUGUAUGCGAAUCGGAAAGACUCAAACAACAAGUGCAAUACGAGGAAGAAGCAGAAGCUCGACAACGCCGCGAACGAGAGCAGUGCUGGCGAUCCAGAUGCUGCGCACCAACACAGCGAGGACGACUAUACGCCUACUCCUAGAGCGCCGACAAGGAAGCGUAGGAAGGGCAAGCAAGCACAAGUGCCACCGCCGAGAACCGAGCGCACGGGUUCUGUUCCGGAUCCGUACGAGAGCUUAAGUGUGCGAGGAGGCGACGGUGGCGGUGACGGCGUAGCAGCGCUUACAGUAGAGGGUGGUCGUCUGCACGAGCGCCGAAUGCAUUCCGCUCGAACCAAUCGGCAAAGCACUGGCGGAAGCAGUGCUGUUUCUGCGUAUAGCACGCAAGGCGGCCCACUGCCACAGCCUUCGAUGUCCCAGGGCGACGAUCCGUGUUGCCAACUUUAUGCUGCAUCUACCGUACCGAACCUUUCCAGCCGCAGCGGUGGACCGUUCACGAAUGCGGCGCCGCAAUGUCCCAGUAUGGGUUCAGGAACUACAAUGACAGGAUACCAACAAGGCCACGUAGCUCACAAUGUCCCGAAAAGCUCGGUCGAGUGGCAAGACCAGCUUCCAUCGCAAGCAGUCGCCCACAUCUUUCCGUAUGCGGGCGAACACGAUGCGCAUAAACAAACCUCCGUCCCUCUCGACGAUGCAAUCGCAGAAAUCUUGGAUGAGGGGCGAACGGCAGAUGAUCCCUGGGAAACGACAGGUGGUUCGUCCAACGCAGCAGGCCAAAGCGGCCUCCGCGACAUAUACUGAUGCGGAAUGCGGUUGGCUUGGACUUUCUGAACAACGGGUUUCACGCGAAACUUCCCUACUUGUCGGGCGUGGAGUUUCAAGUACGGGAGGUUACACACUUGUCAAGCGAGUAAUUAUGCACGGAUUAUCAUACUUAGACUGCUUACAGCCGACGGUUGGCUGGGCUCUAGAUUGGUUGUCAGCGUGUGAUUGAGUCUGUUCCUCAAUGAUAAUAGCGUGUAGACAGCAUUUACAGUUCAUCCAUACAAUGCUUCCAAGCAACGUACCCGUUGCAAGUGUGUUCUAUCGU
Messenger RNA from Baudoinia panamericana UAMH 10762, 2484 nucleotides. RefSeq lists its product as uncharacterized. The coding region runs from base 219 to 2195 and encodes 658 amino acids. NCBI's taxonomy places the organism in Eukaryota, Fungi, Ascomycota, Dothideomycetes, Mycosphaerellales, Teratosphaeriaceae. The record is from RefSeq and is a predicted model, not a curated record. The transcript has 2 exons.